This is a messenger RNA of Hansenula anomala, 1071 nucleotides long. It is a transcript of the gene ETR1, whose product is annotated as enoyl-[acyl-carrier-protein] reductase. The transcript has a single exon. Bases 1 to 1071 code for a protein of 356 amino acids. Gene Ontology annotation, molecular function: trans-2-enoyl-CoA reductase (NADPH) activity. Gene Ontology annotation, biological process: fatty acid metabolic process. The record is from RefSeq and is a predicted model, not a curated record. Gene Ontology annotation, cellular component: mitochondrion. NCBI's taxonomy places the organism in Eukaryota, Fungi, Ascomycota, Saccharomycetes, Phaffomycetales, Wickerhamomycetaceae.
AUGUCAACUAGAUCCAUAACCACUGCUAAAUCAAUCAUCUAUUCAGAACAUGGUAUUCCAAAAGAUGUCAUUUCUGUCCAUACUCAUCAAUUACCAGAUCCAAAGGGUAAUCAAGUCAUUUUGAAAAGUUUAGGUUUCCCAAUCAAUCCAUCAGAUAUCAACCAAUUGGAAGGUGUUUACCCUUCAAAACCUGAAAAGACUCUUGAAUAUGGUACUGAAAAACCAAGUGCAAUUGCAGGAAAUGAAUGUUUAUAUGAAGUUAUUGAGUUAGGCUCCGGUGUACAAGACUUAAAACUAGGUGAUCGUGUCAUUCCAUUGUUUUCAAAUUCAGGUACUUGGACUUCCCAUAGUAUUGCCGCAGAGGAUAAAUUGAUCAAAUUACCAAAAGAUAUCUCCACUGUGUUUGGUGCUACAAUUUCAGUCAAUCCAACUACUGCCUAUCAGUUAGUUAAUGAUUUUGGAUUGGAAAAGGGUGAUUGGUUGAUUCAAAAUGCUGGUACUAGUGCUGUUUCUCAAGCUGUGGCACAGAUUGCUAAAACAAAAGGUAUCAAUGUCAUUAGUGUUAUUAGAGAUCGUCCAAACUUACAAGAAACUAUUGAUAAAUUAACCAAACAAGGUGCUGCAAAAGUUAUUACUGAAGAACAAAAUGGUGAUCGUGGCGUUAGUGCAGAAAUUGCUAAAUUAACUGAAGGUAAAUUGAAAAUUGCAUUGAAUUCUGUUAGCGGUAAAUCAAGUUCCAACAUUGCAAGAAAAUUAGCACCAGAUUCCACAAUUAUUACAUAUGGUGGUAUGUCCAAACAACCAGUUACUUUCCCAACUUCAUUAUUUAUUUUCAAAAAUUUAAAAGCUUUUGGAUUUUGGGUCACUGAAAAUAAUAAGAAAGAUCCAGAUUCCAAAAGAAGAACAGUUGCAGAUUUAGUCAAAUUGUAUCAAAAUCAACAAUUGGAAGAAUUAUCUGUUCAUAGUAAUGAUUGGAUCUAUGAUGAAUUUUCUGAUGAACAAAUCAAAGAGUUGAUUGUUAAUGCCUUGGAGAAUAGUUCUGGUGGUAAACAAUUCAUCACUGUUAAAUAA